Messenger RNA from Limanda limanda (common dab), 1998 nucleotides. Its product is annotated as E3 ubiquitin-protein ligase TRIM39. Gene Ontology annotation, molecular function: zinc ion binding; protein binding. The record is from RefSeq and is a predicted model, not a curated record. The coding region runs from base 16 to 1998 and encodes 660 amino acids. Lineage: Eukaryota; Metazoa; Chordata; Actinopteri; Pleuronectiformes; Pleuronectidae. The transcript is spliced from 6 exons.
UUACUUGCGUUGAGAAUGACGCUGCCCCUCCGCCGUCUAGGGAUGGCCACGAGCGGGAACCUCUCCGAGGAGCAGGUGCACUGCUCCAUCUGCCUGGACGUCUUCACCAACCCCGUGUCCAUCCCCUGUGGACACAACUUCUGCCAGAGCUGCAUCCUGGGAUACUGGAGAACCUGUCCCUUGUACCAGUGUCCCAUGUGUAAGAAGUCCUUCCACAAACGUCCUGAUAUCAGCGUGAACACGGUGCUGAGGGAGAUCGCAGAGCAGUUCAAGGAGAUCCGGGUGAGGGCCGUGGAAGGGAAGGAGAGCACGCAGGAGGAGGAGAGGAAAGAGAAGAAGUGGACAAUGGAGAGAAGGAAAGCGGAGGAUGAGGAGAGGCUUCUGGAGAAGGAGCAGCUUGCGGAGGAGCAGACGCAGGAGGAGGAGAGAAGGAGGCGAACCCCAGAGGACAAGAGGCAACAUCAGGAGGAGCUUCCUCCGUUGAUCCCGUCGGCGUCGGCGCCCAAACCUUCUCCUCCUCCGUCACCCGACACCACAGCUCAGGCUGCAGCGCCUCCACCGCCCCAAACAUCACCUCCACCUUCACCUCACAUCCCAUCUCCCCAAACCUCGCCCUCCGCCUCCCCCCCACAGCCGUCCUGGGAGGAGGAGGUCCUGUGCGACGUCUGCCUCGGGGACGGGAGGCCGAGGGCGGUGAAGUCCUGCCUGGUGUGUCUCACCUCCUACUGCGAGGAGCACCACCAGUCGCACGCCGCCAGGUUCACCAAGCACAAGCUGAUCGAGCCCGUGGCCCACAUGGAGGACAGGAUGUGUCCCAAGCACGAGCGGCUGCUGGAGCUGUUCUGCAAGAAGGACCAGGUGUGUGUCUGCGUCCUGUGCACGGAGACGGACCACCGGGCGCACUACACCGUCCCCGUGGAGAGGGAGUGGACGGAGAAGAAGGCUCAGCUGAAGAGGACAGGGAUGGACGUCCAGCAGAUGAUCCAGGACAGAGAGAAGAAGGUGGAGGAGAUCACACGUUCUCUGGAGCUCAACAAAGCCAGCGCUCGGGGGGAGAUCCAGCAGAGCGUGCAGGUCUUCUCCGAGCUGGUGCGAUCCAUCCAGAGGACUCAGGCCGAGCUGGUCCUGGCCAUCGAGGAGAAGCAGAGGCAGACGGAGAGCUGGGCCCAGGGUCUCAUCUCCGACCUGGAGCUGGAGAUCACUGAGCUGAAGAGCAGGAACUCAGACUUAGAGAAGGUGGCUCGGACCGACCACAUUCAUUUCUUAAAGAGUUUCCCUGCUCUGAGCACAACUCCAUCGGUUAAAGACUGGUCCGACACCAGUGUUCCCACCGACAUGUGUGUAGGAAUGAUCAGGAGGUCCGUGUCCAAACUGGAGCCGCUGUUACACGAAGUGAUCGACAAACUGGCCGAUAGUGAGAUCAAGAAGGUUUUGAGUUAUGCAGUGGACGUGACUCUGGAUCCCGACAGCGCCAACCCAUGGCUGCAGCUGUCUCAGGACCGACACCAGGUGAGACACUUGGGGGCGUGGCAGGACCUGCCGGACCACCCUGAGCGCUUCGACACGGUGGUCAUCGUCCUGGGCCGGGAGGGCUUCACCUCGGGGAGACACUACUGGGAGGUCCAGGUGGGGGACAAGGACGACUGGUACCUGGGAGUGGCCCGCUCGUCGGUGAACAGGAAGGGCCGGAUCUCUGUGAGCACCACCCAGGGCUACUGGGCUCUGGCCAUGAAGAAAGGUACCGGGUACCGGGCGUCCACGUCUCCGCCCGUCCCGCUGCCCCUCCAGCCCAGGCCACGGCGGGUGGGCGUGUACGUGGACCACGAGGAGGGUCAAGUGUCCUUUUACGACGUGAGAGCUCGGACUCAUAUUUACACGUUCCAGGAUGUGUUCAGAGAGAAGAUUCAGCCGUUCUUCUACCUGUACUGCUGCGACAAGGCCUCGGACACCAUCGCCCUCCGGCCCGUGAACGAGAAAACCACGACCAAGCAAAACUGA